CAAAUUAUUUGGAAAGCUUGCCGCGUAGUCCAUCAAUGAGCGUUUCGAUGUCACUGGUACAGGGUGGUGCUGCCGGUGGUGCGCCACAGGGCGCCAGCGCAAUCUUGGCCGCAGCGGCUCCCUAUUAUCAACCUCCAGCGGUUCCUCAGGAUGUUCAACCGGAUCGUCCCAUCGGCUAUGGAGCAUUCGGCGUUGUCUGGGCCGUCACAGAUCCUCGGGAUGGACGACGCGUGGCCUUGAAGAAGCUGCCAAAUGUGUUCCAAUCGUUGGUCUCAUCGAAACGCGUUUUUCGCGAACUGAAAAUGCUAUGCUUUUUCAAGCACGAGAACGUUCUUUCGGCCCUGGACAUUCUACAGCCACCGCAUUUGGAUUUCUUUCAAGAAAUCUAUGUGAUAACGGAGCUGCUGCAAUCGGAUCUGCAUAAGAUAAUCGUGUCGCCGCAGCAUUUAUCCGCUGACCACAUCAAGGUGUUCCUCUACCAGAUCCUGCGCGGCCUCAAGUAUCUGCACUCGGCCCGCAUCCUGCAUCGUGACAUUAAGCCCGGCAAUUUGCUGGUCAACUCGAAUUGUGUCCUGAAGAUCUGUGACUUUGGACUCGCGCGUGUCGAGGAGCCGGAUCAGGCCAAGCACAUGACCCAGGAGGUGGUCACCCAGUACUAUCGUGCUCCCGAAAUCUUAAUGGGCGCUCGUCACUACUCCUCGGCGGUGGAUGUGUGGUCGGUGGGUUGCAUUUUUGGUGAGCUGCUCGGUCGCCGCAUCCUGUUCCAGGCGCAGAAUCCUGUCCAGCAAUUGGAGCUGAUCACCGAGUUGCUGGGCACACCCACCAUGGAGGAUAUGCGGCAUGCCUGCGAGGGUGCACGCACCCAUAUGUUGCGACGCGCCCCCAAGCCGCCCUCGUUUUCGGUGCUCUACACACUCAGCUCACAUGCCACACACGAGGCUGUGCACCUGCUCUGCCAGAUGCUCGUCUUUGAUCCGGACAAGCGCAUUUCUGUAACAGAUGCCUUGGCGCAUCCGUAUCUGGAUGAGGGUCGUCUUCGCUAUCAUUCAUGCAUGUGCAAAUGCUGCUUCACUACCUCGGCCGGAAUGCGCCAAUAUACAGCUGAUUUUGAGCCCUCCGCUGGUCAGCCCUUUGAUGAUCUUUGGGAGCGUAAGCUAACCUCUGUGCAGCAGGUCAAGGAGGAGAUGCACAAAUUCAUAGCCGAGCAGCUGCAAACGGGUCGAGUGCCGCUCUGUAUUAAUCCGCAGAGUGCGGCCUUCAAGAGCUUUGCCAGCUCGACUGUGGCACAUCCUUCGGAGCUGCCGCCGUCGCCUCAUCAGUGGGAAUGACGGCAAAAUGAGGCGAUUGCUGCCUAAAAUCGAAACAAAAGCAACAACUCAGCCAAAUGAUAAACACACUCGCCGAAAGAAAGGAGAAAGGAGGUGACUCCAGAUCCGAAUCCACAUUAAAUAAAUAAAUAAAAAACCCCACACAGGAUCCCCUACCCCCAAAAAAACCAACCGAAUAAGGAUGCAGCCAGGAACAACGAUGGAAUUAGAAUUUUGUGAGGCGCCAAAAUGGCUUUUAAGCUGGCGCUAAAUGCCUGCUUAAGGGUUGAAAGCAUUCCACCACCGAAAUUAACUUAAAGAAAACAGAAAAUAUUUAAUAGUAACUGUAGACGAAACAAAUAUGUAACGUAACUCAACUGAAACUAGUCUAAAAAACAAACAAAACUGUUAGUUAAAGCAGCAGCAGAGACACAAAACCAGCAAGUUUAAAGUGAAAGCAUAAUUAGUACGCAUUACAAGCAAAAGCGUAGAAUCUAUAUUAAAAAACAUACAAAAAAUUAUAUUCUCGGCAACAAAGCAAAACACACAUUUUGUUGUUGCUUUUGACAAAAAUUGAAAGAAUUUGAUCGAAAUUUCAAGCUAAAAAUUAAUACAAAAAAACACACAAAAUCGCGUUUUAUGUUUAAGCUUAAAGAAACUCUAUGUAUAUGUAAAUUAAUUAGCAAACACACACACACACAGACAA
Drosophila serrata is the source of this 2013-nucleotide messenger RNA. It is a transcript of the gene nmo, whose product is annotated as serine/threonine-protein kinase nemo. The record is from RefSeq and is a predicted model, not a curated record. NCBI's taxonomy places the organism in Eukaryota, Metazoa, Arthropoda, Insecta, Diptera, Drosophilidae. Gene Ontology annotation, biological process: protein phosphorylation. Gene Ontology annotation, molecular function: ATP binding; MAP kinase activity.